GCGAGUCACUGUCAAGCGUUUAGUCUCCACUGCAACACAGAGAUCUCCAGAUGCCUAAAAACAGCAAAGUAACACAGAGAGAGCACAGCAACCAACAUGUCACAGAGUCAGUGGCCGACCUGCUGGCCCAUGAGGAACCUGUAGAUCACAAGGCAAGUGCGUUAAAUGUCUCAGCAGAAGGAGCCCCAGGGAAACAGCUAGAGGAACCAACAGAACUGGAGGACAGACCUGCCUGGAACAGCAAAUUGCAGUAUAUUCUAGCACAAAUUGGAUACUCUGUGGGUCUGGGUAAUGUUUGGCGAUUUCCAUACCUUUGUCAGAAAAAUGGAGGAGGUGCGUACAUGGUUCCUUACCUGAUCCUGCUCAUUCUAAUUGGUGUCCCUCUCUUCUUCCUUGAACUGGCUGUGGGCCAGAGAAUCCGUAGAGGUAGCAUUGGAGUGUGGAACUAUAUAUGUCCUCGGCUUGGUGGAAUUGGUUACGCCAGCUGUCUUGUAUGCUUCUUUGUGGGACUUUAUUAUAAUGUCAUUAUAGGAUGGAGCAUAUUUUAUUUUUUUAAAUCCUUCCAGUAUCCUCUUCCCUGGAAUGAAUGUCCAGUCUUGACAAAUGGAUCUUUUAGUGUAGUGGUAUCAGAGUGUGAUAAAAGCUCAGCCACAACCUAUUUUUGGUACCGAGAAGCCCUGGAUAUCUCAGAUUCAAUAAAUCAUGGGGGAGGUCUUAACUGGAGAAUGACUCUGUGUUUACUCGCUGCCUGGACAAUGGUGUGUUUGGCUAUGAUCAAAGGCAUCCAGUCAUCAGGAAAGGUUAUGUACUUCAGCUCUCUGUUCCCAUAUGUCGUCCUGGUGUGUUUUCUAGUCCGUGGAUUACUUCUGAGAGGAUCUAUUGAUGGAAUUCUUCACAUGUUAACACCUCAGGUUGAUAAGAUGUUGGACCCUCAGGUGUGGAGAGAAGCAGCGACACAGGUUUUCUUUGCUCUGGGGCUGGGCUUUGGAGGCGUCAUUGCAUUUUCAAGCUACAAUAAGCAAGAUAAUAACUGCCAGUUUGACGCAGCUCUUGUUUCCUUUAUCAACUUCUUUACCUCUGUUUUGGCUACAUUGGUCGUAUUCGCUGUUUUGGGAUUCAAAGCCAAUGUCAUGAAUGAGAAAUGUGUAAUUCAAAAUGCAGAAAAAAUCCUUGGCUAUCUGAAUUCUGAUAUCAUAAGCCACGAUCUAAUCCCACCGCAUGUGAAUUUUUCUCACCUGACAACAUCAGACUAUGCUGACAUGUACCAAGUCAUAAAAACCGUUAAAAGAAGACAGUUUUCAAGACUUCACCUUGACCCCUGCUUGCUAGAGGAUGAACUCAAUAAGGCAGUUCAAGGAACAGGAUUGGCUUUUAUCGCAUUCACCGAGGCUAUGACUCAUUUCCCAGCUUCCCCUUUCUGGUCAGUUAUGUUUUUCUUGAUGCUGAUUAACCUCGGGCUGGGAAGCAUGAUUGGCACUAUGUCGGGUAUUAUCACACCACUUAUAGAUACCUUUAAAGUGCGUAAAGAAAUUUUGACAGUCAGCUGUUGCAUCCUUGCCUUCCUGCUGGGUUUGAUCUUUGUUCAGCGUUCUGGAAAUUAUUUCGUCACCAUGUUUGAUGAUUACUCUGCCACACUACCACUCACCAUUGUGGUCAUCCUGGAAAACAUUGCAGUAGCUUGGGUUUAUGGCACAAAGAAGUUCAUGGAUGAGCUUACAGAGAUGCUUGGGUUUCGUCCAUAUAGAUACUACUUUUACACAUGGAAAUAUGUGUCACCAAUCUUCAUGGCUCUUCUGCUCACAGCAAGUAUCAUCAGAUUGGGGAUAAGUCCCCCAGGUUAUAGUGCGUGGAUAAAAACAUUGGCUGAAGAGCACUAUGUGUUGUACCCUCCAUGGGCUCUUUCAUUGUUAAGUUGCCUUAUUGUAGUAGCAAUUAUUCCAGUCCCUGUUGUCUUCAUCCUUUGGCAAUUCCAACUCAUACCAGAUGGAUCCAACAGACUUUCUGUGUCCUACAAGAAAGGUCGUAUGAUGAAAGAUAUCUCCAACUUAGAAGAGAAUGAUGAGACUCGCUUCAUACUGAGCAAAGUGCCUAGUGAAACCCCAUCUCCAAUGCCUACUCAUCGCACAUACCUGGGCCCUGAAAAUGCCAAUCCUUUGGAUUUAGGUGGGGCAUCUAAUGGACGAUAUGGGACUGGCUAUGUUCUGGCAACCACUCCUGAGUCAGAGUUGUAAGCCAUGUUGAAAGAAAGUCCUCUCCUAAGAUUAAUCUGCAAUAUAAUCAAAUUUAUGUGAGAGUUUAUUUUUUUGCAAAUUAAGGUUUUAAAAAAAAUAUGUAAAGACUCUACCCAGCAGAGAUUAUUUUAAAUGAAAAACCUAUCAAUUAUAAUGUAUUUAUUAAUUUUUAAAUAUCAAGAAAUAGUUGGUCUUCAUAGUACAUCUAGACCAUUGACUGGAUGAUCAUUUUUUUCAGUGAAGAUCUCUUGAUCUUUGUCUGGACUUUUGGUAAAAUGUUGCAGUGAAUUUUCAGAACAUGUCAAUGUAUAGUCACACAUAUAUUGGGCAGACAUCAAUAAUGUAAAAAAGAAUAAAAAAGGACAAAAAAUAAAAUAAAAAAACAAACGUGAACAUAUAAACUCAGGUGUGCAAAAUAAGCAUCAACUAAUAUUUAAUUGCAAUUAUCAAAUAGUGGAAUUCUGCAUUAAAGGCACAAACAGAGGAAGAGACAAACCAUAUAGACUGAUUCAUCUAAAACAAAUUUGACCUAUAUGGGAUAUUGUGCAUUAUUCUUUCUCUAUUUCUUCUGAAUAGUAACAUGUUUUGCAUUUCUAUGCCCAAUUUAUUUGUAUAAGUUGACAUUACCAAAUAUUAUUGAUAAAUAUAGCAAAAGAUAUAUAAUAAUAUAUAAGCUUUAAAUAACAAUAAAGACAAAAACUUGCAAAAUAUUACACAUUAAGGCCCCAAGGCUUUUAUGACAUUGUACAAUUUAAAAGGAUAAGUCAUAUGAUAUUUAUAGAACAUACAUAUAAAAAAUGGAUUCAUUAUAUGUUUCCCGUUAUUCCCUUGAAAAUAUAAAAUGUUGGCAAUAAUUACCACUUUCUGUGAGAUUUGAGCACUUUUGAUUACUUAAUGGGAGACAGAACCUGUUAAAUAUGCCAAUACAAUCCACACAUACACACAUUGAAUGUUUGUUAGAUUACUUCUGUAGAUGAUAUCUAUACUUUGGCCAGCCAGAAAAAUAAAUAAAAAGUUUUUGUAUUAGGUAUAUUUAAUUAAUUAUAGUACAUUGUUAUGCUAGUGCCCCUUUAAUGAAAUGAAGGCCCAAGAAAAUAAAUGUUAUAUUCUAUCAUUUGUAUAGCUAUACUGUUAUUUGCAUUUUUAAAACUAGAGAAUAAGAGAGAGGCAUGUGGCAUUGUUGUUGUUUAAAAAUAAUUGUACAAAAAGCACAUCAUUGUUUAAACAGAGAAAGUAAUUUGGAAAAUGUGGGAACUCUUACAGGGUGAACACAAAUAGAACCUCAUGGGAGGGACUUACCUACCUUUUAGCACAUUAUCAGCCAUUUCAAGGAUCAGGAAGGUCCCAAAGGUUUCAAAAAGAAAACAUCUUAAUGAAGUAUAAUAAUUUGUGUAAAAAAAAAAACAAAUGCAAAUAAUUUUAAAUUAAUCUAUUAAAAAUAAACUGCAUUUAAACUUUAGUAAGAAGACUUGACUAAGACAUUACCUACUUGAAAUGUUUAAUGGUAAUAUAAGAAACAUCCAAUAGUGUUUUGAGGGGGGGAGCAAUCAAAUUAGUUUAUUUCAAGUCUCAAAUUUAUACUAUUAUCCUAACAUUUAAUUUAAUUUUGCACUCUGCUCAAAAUCUCUAGUUUGAAUGUUACUGCUUUUUUUUUUCUAAAUUAAAUAUUUAGAUAAUUCCAGAAUGUCAUUAAACUCUAUAUUUAAUUAUUAUAUUGUCACCUCUUUUUCAGGAACAUUUGCAAUAAUUGCCAUUGUAAAUUUGAUGGGGCUGUGUGGGAUGUUAAUGUAUGACUAUAUUCUAUAGCUAUAUAUACUUUCUCUGAUUUGAAAAAGCACAUUGGUUAACUCCUUAUCCUCUAGAGGACUGCACAAUCAAACCAUAGCACAGAGAAUGACAGCUAAACACUGAGAUUAGACAAGUACCGCCAAGUACUGCCACCUUUAUAGUGAGCCAUAUAUAUUAUAAAAGGUGAAUAAUUUAUUGCAUUAGGUUAUGGAACUAAGCUUUAGGUGUACUUGGCAAAAAGCUGAUCCAACAAUAAAGAAGAACAAAAACCUACUUAAAUAAGUAUAUUAUGUUAAAGGAGCGCCAUGUCUGAAAAUAAGAUAUUUUAUAGGGCAUAAAACUGGCUAUACAAUUUACUGGAGAUUUAUUUCUAAACUUAGUCAUUUAUAAUAUAUCACAUUUUAGUGUUGUUUUGCUGUAGUUUAAUAUGCUAAUGAUAUGAUCUCUGUUCUAAUGCACAGUUUAAUAACCUUGUAUUCUUUUUUGUUUCUAAAGCCAACAGUGAUAGACCCUGUGUUAGCUUACUGCUAGGUUCCUUUCUCAAGGUUCUUUAAAAAUACAUUACCGCAAAUUAGCAUAGCUAUAUAUAUAUAUAUAUAUAUCUGAUAAAGGACGACACUCACUUUGGAAAGACCAGUGAGUGCCGUCCUUUAUCAGUUAUAUUCAACCGCUGGCACCCUGGCAGCUGUUACUGUGGUGAGAGUGGUCAUUUUUUGAACAUAUAUAUAUACUGUAUAUAUAGUGCUGAGUGCUAAUAUGAAGUAGCCGGGUGGGAGUACUGUAAUACUUUCCAAUAUUGUAAAGUUUUCUGUUAUUUAUUAAUGUCACUUAAGCUAUCCAAAGCAUAAAGUAAGUACAUAAUUUAACAUAAUUUGAUUCAGUGAUAAUUUGUACAAUAAACAUUUUAAAAAAAUAUUAGCUAAUUUUAGCUUAAUAUUGUCUUAAAUUGUAGCUGUGUGGUCAGUAAAAUCAGCUGAGUUGUAUGCCCAUUAAAUAAUUCCUGGAGAAAAUACUAAUAUGAAGAGUUAUUUAGUUUAGGAUAAAAACUGUAUAAUGUAUAGCCAAUUAUAAGACUCAUGUAUAUCUCACAUAUUGCAUCAUACAGUUUGUUGAAUUACAUUUUUAUAGAUCAGAAUUUCAAAAUAUCCAACUUGAGCAUGGGUGUUAAACUUGGGUAUAGCUUGUUAAGCUAAAACAAUUUACCCAGGGGCUAGCCCACCUAAGCUCAAGCAGAAAUAUCCUAAAGUCAUGUCAGUCUGCUAAUAAUUGGAGUUAAAACAUUAUAUUUUACAGCCUUUGAGUUUAUCUUGCACUUUAAAGGAGAUAGACAUAUCCCAAAUCAGUGUAAUGUUGUCUUGGUAUCUCAUACACAAUAUGGAAAGAAGAGCUGUAAUCAGUGGUGGUUUUGGAGUUAAGGGGCAAACAUCCUGCAGAGUUCUGUCCAUGGACCACAAAGCUAGGGACUAAGUCAGGGAGGCCAAAUUGUGAGUGAUCCUCAGCCCAACCAGCCUUUUGCACGUCCUGACCUCUACUGACUAUAAUACACUAUCAGUAUUGACAAUACCUCUCAAUUUAUUUCCCUUUGCCUGUCUUUUUCAUUUCUUUUAUGAACUGUGGAUAAUUUGCACAUAUAGUAAUUGUUAUAAUUGCAAUUUGACAAAAGUUUAUGAAAUACCAGACCUUUAACUGUUUUGGGACUGUAAUCUUCAAUUAAUUGUCAACCUAUAAUUCUCCUUAUAUCAUUUAAGCCAAUGCAACUUGACAAUGGUAAAUGCUAUAUAUAAUUAAGAAAAUAUAUGUAUAAUUAUAUAUUGAUAUAUUGUUGUGUAUAUUGUAUAUUUUACUGUACAUGUCUGUGUAAAUUAUGUCUUUUCUGUAACAAGUGAACUACGCUCCUUUUUCAGUUGUGUAUAUAUAAAACUUUAUGUACUGUAAAAAAACCAACAACAAAAAGCUAUAAUUUUCUAGUGACUUGUGACUGUAUCUUCCAGCCCUUGGAAGCACAACUGCUGAUUAUAAUUCUGUGGCAUUUGCUAUUUGCUUUUAUAUGUGUUUCAUAUCAAGCUCUCAUUAGUUAGUUAACACUGUGUGUUAAGACUAGAUGUAUGUAUGUUGACCUCCGCACAUUUUUGAGUAACGUAGGAUAUAUUUCCCUGUUGCAGCAGAACAGGUGCAAGGUGCACACAGCAAUCAGAUUAAAGCCACAUCUUUGUCACAAACACAUAAAAUGAAUGGCCUGGGAAACAGCCAAACCUUGUAAUGGGCCAAUUAGAUGACUUUGCAGAGCACAAUAUAAUGCUUCAUCAGUCUCCGAGGGGAAUUUCAGCCAGUAUCAAAUCCACUCAUGGAACACUGAGGUUUUAAAUAGCACAUACAAUAAUUUGAUAAGCACAAAAGAGCAAAGCUCUUUCAUCAGUAAGAAUCACAUCUGGUGACCAAAUGUCCAUCGAUAUUCCAGAAUUCUCUGCUUCUGACUCAUAUGCUGGCAAAACCUCUUUAGUCGAUCUAAAGGUAAUAUGAAGGGCAGCAGUUGUCAGUGGAUUCAUUCAUGUUAGGGCUUGUUAAUAUAGAGAAUUACCAAGUAGUAAAAUUUUAGCAAUAAUUUCAGAAGUUGGACUUCAGGAAUGCAAUAUAUGUUUUAUCACAGAAGUAAAAGAUAAAGACCUAGAUUACAAGUUGAGGGCAACUGAUAAUACCCACAGCAUUAUUUUGUAUUUGGCCUCGCACAAACAAUAGCACACAAUCAAGUAUUAAAUUAUAGGUUAACAUGCAUUUUAGCCAAAGCCUUUUUAGUGCACCAAAUAAAUAAACAAAUCAUUUUUAUUAUCAUUUAUUUGUAUAGCGCCGCCAAAUUCCGUAGCGCUGGCACUUCUACUUUAAAUAGGGAAGUGUGCUCAUAAGUCGUCAGUUAAGUGAUGUACUCUUACACAAUACAAAAUACCGCUUAUGCAUUUAGAACAGUAAUUAACUAUUAUUGGUUAUUACUAUAUAUUCAAAAGCAUGGAAGGCAUAUAUCAAAGAACUUAAAGGGACAUGAAACCCAUUUUUUUCCCAUUCAUGAUUCAAACAGAGCAUGCAAUUUUAAACAAGCUUUCCAAUUUACUUAUAUUAUUAUCCUUGUUUAGUUCUCUUGAUAUUCUUUGUUGGAAAGCAUAUCUAGAUAGGCUCAGGAGCUGCUGAUUGGUGGCUGCACAUACAUGCCUCAUGUUAUUGGCUCACCCAUGUGCAUUGCUGUUUAUUCCGCAAAGGAUACAAAGAGAAUGAAUCAAAUUCGAUAAUAGAAGUCAAUUUGAAAGUUGAUUUAAAUUGUAUUCUCUAUCUGAAUCAUAAAAAAAAAUGGGGUUUCAUGUCCCUUUGACCAAAAAUUCCAAUAUUGGCUUUGAAUUUGAACAUUAUCUCACUUUAUUUUAAGUGCAACCUCUCCUAGAAAUAUAUGAGGGAAAGAAAGCACCUGCGCAAUCCAACAUGAAAUUUGUAGCACACAUUAUACUAGGAUACAUGAUAUAUAUUAAUCAUGGGCAUGUACUACCAGAGCAAAAAAAUGCAAGAGGUAUGAAUUAUGCUCCACUCCGGCUUGUAUUUUUGCACUCCACUUGUUAUGUAGCACAAUAUGUUAUUGGGGAGGGAUAUAUUUAUAUCUAUAAAUUAUUUAAAAGAACAAUAUAGAGGAAUUAUUUUAAAUAAUACAUAUCUCAUUCCCUUUAUCAAAGUAGAUGUUAGAAGGUGAUAAGUCAAUCAAAGAUCCUCUGGGGAUCUUUACUGUGGCUUUGUAUCUUCCCUUGCCCCUGAGGUUCUGCUCAUUGUCAGAUGGGAAUGUUUCAGUUAUUUACAUGAUCAUCUAACAUAAUAUUAGUAUGUCCUGGAUUCAGAAAUGGUGACAAAGGGAUAAACUACAGAGUAUUGCAAGAUGCUAUGAUGUUCUGAUUUAGUACAUUGUUUUUUCUGUGGUUGCCUACAGUAUCUGCUGGUUGUGUGUAAUAAAUAACCAUUUUAUUUCCAUUAGUCUUCUUCCUUGUCUAUGCUAUGUUUUAGCUUAGGAUACAAGGUGUAUAAUAGACCAAAACACUACACGUGUAUCUGAAAUAAACUGUUCUUACAAUUA
Bombina bombina (fire-bellied toad) is the source of this 8121-nucleotide messenger RNA. It is a transcript of the gene SLC6A17, whose product is annotated as solute carrier family 6 member 17. Gene Ontology annotation, cellular component: synaptic vesicle; membrane. The record is from RefSeq and is a predicted model, not a curated record. Gene Ontology annotation, biological process: glycine transport; sodium ion transmembrane transport; alanine transport. Lineage: Eukaryota; Metazoa; Chordata; Amphibia; Anura; Bombinatoridae.